Messenger RNA from Penicillium cosmopolitanum, 924 nucleotides. RefSeq names its product SDR family NAD(P)-dependent oxidoreductase. The record is from RefSeq and is a predicted model, not a curated record. The annotation marks the transcript as partial. Lineage: Eukaryota; Fungi; Ascomycota; Eurotiomycetes; Eurotiales; Aspergillaceae. The transcript is spliced from 3 exons. Gene Ontology annotation, molecular function: oxidoreductase activity, acting on the CH-OH group of donors, NAD or NADP as acceptor.
CAAAUUCAUCAACAGCUGGAACCUAGUGAUCCAGUCACCGGCCCCGAUCGCGUAGACGGACAGGUAGUUAUAAUCACUGGGGGUGCUCAAGGAAUCGGAAAGGCCACCGCUUUGCUAUUAGCCCAAAAAGGAGCAAAAGUAGCUAUCAAUGAUUUGGACCGAGAAAAAGCAGACGAGGUUGUAAGGCAGAUCCGUCAACUCCAAGGUCAAGCGGCAGCUUUCCCUGGAAACGUACUGGAUGAUAAUUUCCCUCGACUGUUGGUGAACAGCGUACUGCAGAAAUGGGGCAAGAUCAACUGCUUGAUUAACAAUGCCGGUAUGCCCUUGAUAGCCGGAAUAUGUGAGAAAUUUGGGUCUGACUUGCUGGAAGGUUUUUGCCACGAUAGUGCGAUCCAUAAAAUGGACGAUGACAAGUUCGACAUCAUUAUGAAAAUUCAUAACUACGUUCCGUUCCGUAUCGCGCGAGCACUUUCGGAACACUGGAUGGACCCAGCGAACAAAGCCAUGCCAAAGACAAUUGUCAAUGUGUCUUCUACAUCUGGCCUGCAUGGCUCAAUGGGACAGAUUAACUACGCAACAGCCAAAGCCGGUGUUCUAGGGCUCACAAAAACCAUAGCUGCGGAAUGGGGCCGGUCAGUGCAACCAAUGAUAUAUAAUGUUCGGGCCAACGCAGUGGCUUAUGGCUGGAUCGAUACACGCAUUACGCGCCCGCCGACCGAGUCGGAGGCGAUGACGCUUGGAGGUCAAGCUAUCAGACUCGGGAUCCCAGAAAAUGCGAAAAAAUGGCGAGAUGUCUCUGAUAUCCCGCUAGGUCGGCCUGGGUCGGCGGAUGAGGCUGCGCGGGUGAUACUAUUCCUGGCGAGUCCACUGUCUUCGUAUGUGACUGGCACUUGUAUUGAGUGCACUGGGGGACGCUUCAUGUAA